GUAUACCGAGCACGGGAGGACACUCGGCGCUGGGGGGACACUGAGCAUAGACGGGGACACAGGCAGGAGAAGACCAGCACGCUCUUGGGAGAAAGAGGGAUGGAAAUCCAGCCCUGGCUAACUCUGUGAAGAGGAACCAGGCCGAGGGAAGGGCUCGGUGCUCGGCCGUGGCUGGAGCGUUCGCUGCGGAGCCGGGGACGUGCGGCUGGAUGGGGACAUGGGCCCGGAGCGGAGCGGGAGGCAGCCCUGGCCUCGGACGGGCCUGUAACGCUGACCGAGUGUCGCAGGACCCAGUAGAAGAAGUCACCUUCCAAACUACGCUGCUCAGAAGAGCUGCUUCUCUCAGCUGUCAAGGCCUCUGAGCUGUUGCUGCAGGGAAGAGGACAGGGCUGCCUGGAGCAAUGUCCAACGACCCACCCCCACCCUACCCGGGGGGCCCCUCGGCACCGCUGAUAGAAGAGAAGCACGGCCCCCCCUCUGCACCAGAGGGUGUCACCCCAGUGGUGGGACAGCCCCAGGGGGUUCCUGUCCCCCCUCCUGAGUUCGGACCCCCCCCAUAUGAGCCACCCUCGCAGCCGGGGUUCAUACCCCCCCACAUGCCCACGGAUGGCUCUGGGCCCUAUGUGCCACCAGCAGGAUACUACCCGCCCCCAGGCCCUCACCCCCCCAUGGGCUACUACCCUGCCCCAGGCCCCUACCCCUCUCCUGGUGGCCACACGGCCACAGUGCUCGUCCCACCGGGAGCUGCCACCACAGUCACAGUGCUGCAGGGAGAGAUCUUCCAGGGUGCCCCCGUGCAGACGGUGUGUCCCCACUGCCAGCAAGCCAUCACCACCAAGAUCUCCUACGAGAUUGGGCUCAUGAGCUUCCUUCUUGGCUUCUUCUGCUGCUUCGUGGGGUGCGAUCUCUGCUGCUGCCUGAUCCCCUGCCUGUUCGAUGACUUCAAGGACGUGACACACACGUGUCCCAACUGCAAGGCCUACAUCUACACGUACAAGCGCAUGUGCUAACGGCACCCCGGGAGCCACUGGAACGCCGCCGGCCCCGCCCCGCUGCCGUCCGUCUGUCCGUCUCCGCGUGUGCAUCGCCCUCGCUUCCCGCCGGUGGUGUGUAUGUGUUAUCCCCGGCUCCCUCCCGCGCAGAGCUGCCACCACUGCCCCCAGCUCUGCUCCUCACUGGGAAUAGUUGGAUUGGUGACACUGAGGCACAGGGGAGGUGGGCCCAGGCCCCAGAUGCUGGGUGGGAGCUGCCCUGCAGUGCACAGGAGUGGGGGGCAUCGCUCUGCACCCCAUUACGCUCCAGGGUGUGAACGAGGCCCCUCUCACCUGGAGCAACCCUGGGAAGAGCAGCAGCUGCUGGAGGUGCCCACCCCUGUCCCACAGUGCAGGGGGUGCCUGGCUGCAGGGAUGUGCUGGGAUGGGAGCCCAGGAGGGGACCCAAACAGCCCAUGGUGCCCUCAGGGGAUGCAGCACAGCCUUUGUGGCACUUUCAGGAAGGGGUUCAGUGACAAGGAGACAGGGCAGUGCCAUACACCAGGCUUCCGUGUGGUUCACAGCCCCCUCCAGCCCCGCAGCAAAGCCCCUUCCCGAGGGGAGGCAGAGCUGCCUCUAAGCACACGGGGCCCGGCAGCCGCGCUGCGCCCUUAUCAGCCCCUCCGUCCUGCCCGGCGGCCACUCCAGCUGCAUGCGCCUCCUCCCAGCCCCGCCGGCUCUGGGGGCAGGGACAGCCCCAAGCAGCCCUGGCCCCCCGGCAACCUGAGAGCCAAAACCACACCCAGCAUGUCCUGGCUGCCCGGCACGUAGAGUAGAGGAGUUUGUUACCAGGCUGCAGCUCCAGAGCCGUCCUGGGCCCGGCAGGGUCUGUGGGGUCCUCCUUGCAUGUGGUGUAGGGGGUGUUUUUAGCUCACGCACCUGAGGCAGAAGGAAGGGGCAAGCAGGCAGCGACAGGAGCUGCCAGCAGCACUCCAGAGCAGGGGCCAAAGGACCUGGGAGCCAAGUUCAGCCUCUCGGGGCUGCUCCUCCCUCCCCUGCCCCUGCAGCUCCCAGAGCAAAGUGGGGGGGUCUCUCAGUACACAGGUCUGCAAACACAGCCUGGCCUGCACAGGCAGCUGCUGUUUGCUCAGGGGUGGAACUGUGGCACUAGUCAGUGUUUUUAUGUAAAUAAAUAACAGACCCUGGA
This is a messenger RNA of Pyrgilauda ruficollis (rufous-necked snowfinch), 2178 nucleotides long. RefSeq names its product cell death inducing p53 target 1 (gene CDIP1). Gene Ontology annotation, biological process: tumor necrosis factor-mediated signaling pathway; intrinsic apoptotic signaling pathway in response to DNA damage by p53 class mediator. The record is from RefSeq and is a predicted model, not a curated record. Gene Ontology annotation, molecular function: zinc ion binding. The transcript has 6 exons. Lineage: Eukaryota; Metazoa; Chordata; Aves; Passeriformes; Passeridae. Bases 402 to 1010 code for a protein of 202 amino acids.